GAGGAAGGUCACUACCCGGUGACCCGGAUGUAGCCUGUGCUAAUGGCACAAGCCGGUUUGGUCACAUGACGGCUGUCAGUGGCUGUCAGCUGGUUGAAAUGAUCACAUUUCAGCUGUGCCAGUCUAAAGUCUGAAAGUUGGGCGAAUUAAUAUUUGAAAGUUCGUACCUGAAUUUCACAUUUAUUAAUGGGCCAGAGGAAGUCGAGGUGUGAUGGAGGCAGACACACUUGAGGAUCAACUUCUCCUUUUUGCUAAAGAGGGCAAUUGUUCCCAUGUUCAAAGGCUUCUUCAGUCCAGGAUUGACCAAAACAGCUCUCUCAACAUUAACUGCAGAUCUAAGUCUGAAGACAGUCCAGGAUGGACACCACUCCACCUGGCCUGUCACUUUGGACACACCGAUGUUGUGGAGGAGUUACUCAAGGCAGGAGCUGAUGUGAAUUUGCAAAAUAACAUGGGUGACACACCUCUACACAGAGCAUCCUACACUGGAAGAAAGGAGAUUGUUCUGCUGCUGCUGCGGUAUGAUGCCUGCGCCAGCAUAAUCAAUGGAACAGCUCAAAUCCCUAAAGAUGUCACAGAGGAUGAUGAAAUUGUUACAAUGCUAGAGGCUGCAGAGAGGAGGGAGACCAGGCGACGGGAGGAGAAGCUUCUGGAAGCAGCCAGAGAAGGAUACAUCUCAACUCUGUCUGAAUUGCUCAGUGGAAAGGAAACUCCAUAUAUUCACUGCAGGGAUUCAGUGGGUAAUACGCCCUUGCACUGUGCAGCCUACAGGGGGCACAAGCAGUGCAUUAUAAAGCUGCUCAAGUGUGGUGCCAACCCCAGUAUCAAAAACAGCAACGACCAGACACCUUUGGACCUGGUCCGCACCGAUGAACUUAGACAGUUUCUAGCAGCCUAUCAAGAAAAGGAUGUGGGCAGUGGUGUGCAGAAGAUUGAAGGCGCUCUUUGGAAGAGUUCCCGCUUUCUUGGAUGGCGGUCUCACUGGGUGGUAAUUGAGGAUGGAACUCUUUCCUGGUACCCCAGACAGGCUGAUGCAGUGGCUGGUAUCAGAAAACAGGGCUGUAAGUCUCUGACAGACGCCUACUGCAUGGUGAAACCAUGGGAUCACUGCUUCUUCAUGCUUAGGUGUUUUGAUGACACUGUACAUUAUUUUAAGGUGCCCUCAAAAACUGAUUCAAUGGCAACAAGAAAAAAAUGGCUGGAUGCUUUUGAGGCACAUUCAUCCUAUAGCACUCGCCUCUUCACCCAGGAACAGAUGAUCAAUGAUGAAAAUGGUGAAAGUGGCAUGGCAGUGGGGAACCUAACACAAGCCCUUCAGGCAGCCAGCGCUUGCCAGCAGAAAUUGGAGAGCCAAGUGUCAAUAUUUCUAUCCAUGGUGAAGAAUGAAGAGAAUUUUGCAAUGACUGCUCCUCUUCUAUUGAAAGCCAAAGACACCAGUGAGCUUUCCAGUGAAACUUGUGCUGCCCUCCAGCUGUGCCUUGAACUGCUGUCAAAACAAGAAGAGGUGUGGAGCAUAAAGUUAGAGCAAGAGGUAGAGAAGAACAAGGCUCUGACAGAGGCUCUGCAGACGCUGGCCACUGAGUACCACGAGCUCAAGCAGUCCCUGUAUAAGAGCAGGAGAUCGUCUACCCUCAGUACCCUCACUGAAGAUGACUUCUUUGAUGCUCUGUCAGAGUCGGAGUCGGAACUCUCGGUGAGUCACUUCCUGUCUGUGGCCAGUCACUCCUGUGAAGAGGACGAGGGGAGAGACACUCCCCUUCUCAGCAGCCUCCACCAUCCCAGCACGCUCAGGGGGCCUACCGGAAUGUCAGGGGAGAGUAACCAUGGCAACCCACCAGCCCAGUACAACGAAGUCAAGAAGCACAGAACAUCCCUACCAGCUCCCAUGUUUUCCAGGAAUGAAGUCAGCAUCUGGAGUAUCCUGAAAAAAUGCAUUGGCAUGGAGUUGUCAAAGAUUGCCAUGCCUGUGAUAUUUAAUGAGCCUCUGAGCUUCCUCCAGCGGCUGACAGAAUACAUGGAGCACACCUAUCUCAUCCACCAGGCUAAUGCCACAACAGACUCUGUUGAGAGGAUGAAGUGUGUUGCAGCAUUUGCUGUGUCAGCUGUAGCAUCACAGUGGGAGAGGACUGGAAAGCCUUUCAACCCACUACUGGGGGAGACCUAUGAGCUUAUCAGAGAUGAUUUGGGCUUUAGGUGGGUGUCAGAGCAAGUAAGCCAUCACCCUCCAGUCAGUGCCUUUCAUGCUGAGGGCCUCAAGGAGGAUUUUGUCUUCCAUGGUUCCAUCUACCCCAAACUCAAGUUUUGGGGGAAAAGCAUAGAAGCAGAGCCCAAGGGAACAAUCACACUGGAGCUACCCCGAUAUGAUGAGGCCUACACCUGGACAAACCCCACCUGCUGUGUCCACAAUAUCAUUGUUGGUCAGCUUUGGAUUGAGCAGUAUGGCAACGUGGAAGUGAUCAAUCACAAGACUGGAGAAAGAUGCAGCAUGACAUUCAGGCCCUGUGGCCUCUUUGGUAAAGAGCUCCAUAAAGUGGAAGGAUAUAUCCUAGAUAAAAGCAAAAAGAAGCUCUAUGCAAUAUACGGCAAAUGGACUGAAUGCCUGUACGUGGUAGACCCCGCUACCUUCGAUGCCCACAAAAAGUCUGACAAAAAGAAUUCUGAUGAAAAAAGGGGCAAUAAACAGUCCCAGAGCAGUGUGGAUGAGGAGCCAGAAGAGAUGCCUCCACCUGAAGCUGAGACUGUCCAGGUCAUCCCAGGCAGUGAGCUCAUCUGGAAGAUUACACCUCGACCCAACAACUCAGCCAAGUUCUAUGCAUUCUCCAUGUUCGCCAUGCAGCUAAAUGAGCUGGAGAAAAGCAGGGAGGGAGUAAUCCCUCCCACAGACAGUCGCCUCAGACCUGACAUUCGCGCCAUGGAGAAUGGAGAUAUAGACUUGGCAAGUACAGAGAAGAAGAGACUUGAAGAAAAACAGAGGAUGGCUCGGAAGAAUUGCACCAAGUCAGAGGAAUGGAAAACGAGGUGGUUUCAACAAGGCCCUAACCCUCACAACAAAGCUCAGGACUGGCUCUACUUGAAAGGCUACUGGGACAGGAACUAUACUCAGCUGCCUGAUAUCUACUAACAAGUAAAAACACACACACGGUUAUUGUGUUUUACCACCUUUGGACCUUAUCCUAGCAUAAACAGAAAAGUAUAGAGUUCAAUUUGAGGAAAUAUCCUUAAAGCAUCUUUUUUUCCUCAACGGCUACAAAACACUGAAGCCAGAGGCACAUUUCUUCAAUAGAUUUGUGUGACCAUUAAAAGCACAAAGCUUUUUUUUUUGCUUGCUUAUUGUGCUCAAGUUUGGAAUAGAUGUGUAUAGGGAAAACUAGAAUGUAUUUUAGAAAUAUUUCAUGUUAGAUGGAGUGUUUGAAAAGCAACCUCAGUUUUAUUCUUUGUAGUUUGACUGUAAUUCCUACUGGUUAUGAAAACCUCUUACUUCUUCGCUUUGGUGCCAAGACAGCAGGCAACAUGGCUACAAACAGCUAUAGUAGAAUGUGUGAUUACGUCCUGAGCACACUGAUUAGACGCUGAACUGGCACUAGUUCUACUUGUGCUUUGCAGUGUAAAGUAUUCAAAUAGACUUUUGGUACAUUUUUUCAUUUAUUCUUACUUUAUAGUACAGUGAGUAGUGCAGAUUAUUAGUGUUUAACUGAAUGUUUAAAAUUUGCCUGAUUGCUAAGGCUGCUGUAGUAGGCAAAAUCUGUGUAGCUGUUUAUCAUUCAGCCCUAUUUACUAUAUAGAGGGGAACAGAGACUAGCAGCGUUGCACAUAAGUCUACCUGAUUGUGUACACACAGUAGCACUUUUUUAUAGACUAAAGCAGGUACACUGGCUCUGCACUUAAAUUGGAUGCGUGUGCUUGUAAAGGUCUUCCCAUAGUUGACUGUAAUUAGCUAUAUUCUUGAUGCUAUGUGUACUGAUGUGAUUUUAAAGUCUAACAAAAAUGCAUGUGCAUCACUGUACUGUAACUAUGCAAAACCUGCCUCCUUCACAAGCACUGAAUAUGGAUUCGUGGAUAGCUGCUAUAAGAUUGUUUUUUCCUUUAUUGCUCUUCAGGUAUCAAUGAAACGAUUUCUAUUGUUGCUAAAUAAAAGCUUAUUAAUUGAA
Messenger RNA from Monopterus albus (swamp eel), 4148 nucleotides. Its product is annotated as oxysterol-binding protein-related protein 1-like. Gene Ontology annotation, molecular function: cholesterol binding; protein binding. Gene Ontology annotation, cellular component: perinuclear endoplasmic reticulum; plasma membrane; cytosol. The record is from RefSeq and is a predicted model, not a curated record. The coding region runs from base 212 to 3121 and encodes 969 amino acids. Lineage: Eukaryota; Metazoa; Chordata; Actinopteri; Synbranchiformes; Synbranchidae. The transcript has 28 exons.